AGCAGAGCUAUAGUGAGCCAUCAGAGGGAGGGACCGCCCGUUGCACUACAUGUUCUUCCUCCUCGCCCUGCGAAGGGUCAAAACAAUGGCCCCGUUGCUGGGAUGCACUCUUUUUGCUCUGCUGGCGUUCUGCUUUACGCUUGUUCCAGUGCAGGCAGAAGGAAAUGAGCUGCACAGGCAGAAGAGAGAUUGGAUCCGGUAUCCCAGGCCUAUGAAGGAGAACCAUGACUACACCGGAAUAGAAAUUGCCAGAAUUCGUUCAGAUAAGGAGAACUUCACAAAGAUCAUCUAUUCGAUCAGUGGGCCUGGUGUGGACAAGCCUCCUGCUAACAGAUUCUGGAUUGACCCCUCAACUGGCUCUGUGAGAGUCAAUACCAUUUUGGACCGAGAGGAGAUCGCCUUUUAUGAUUUAAAAGGAAUGGCAAGAUUCUUGGAUGGGACGACUGCUGAGAAGGAUUUAGACCUAAGAAUUGCUGUUCUGGAUGAAAAUGACUGCAUACCUGUAAUUACAGCACACCAAGUCGGAUCUGUCAAUGAAUCCAGCGCAAUCGGCACGAUGGUCAUGAAGGUGAUUGCAACCGAUGCUGAUGACGAGAAUUCGAUCAACUCCAAGAUUGCCUACAGGAUUGUGGAGACGAGCAGCAGUGCCGGCAUGUUUUCCAUCAACUCUGAAAGUGGAGAGGUCUCGGUUCAACGGAACACCCUUGAUAGGGAGACAAAGGAUACAUACAAGGUCAUUAUAAGUGCUUCUGACUUAAAUGGACAACCUGGAGGAAAUACAGGAACCGGAGCAAUUGAAAUCAAAAUCCUGGACAUAAACGACAACAUUCCCACUCUGGAAAAGGAAUCGUAUGAGGGCAGCGUGAUGGAGAACACCAUCAACGUGGAGGUCAUGCGGAUAAAGGCAGUGGACUUGGAUCUGAUUUACACUGACAACUGGCUGGCUGUUUUUGAAAUCAUCUCAGGAAACGAAGGAGGCUAUUUUACCAUCACUACAGACUCCAAGACCAACGAAGGAAUUGUUAUGAUUCAGAGGGCGUUGGACUAUGAGGAAAUUAAGACGCUUAAGUUGGAAGUGGUCGUUUCCAACAAAGCAAAGUAUAAUUUUGGAAGCUCAAAUCCAGGUUCCAUAACUAUAAAAUCUUACCCCGUGAAGAUCAAUGUGGUCAAUCAGAAGGAGGGUCCUCGUUUCCAGCCCACUGUCAAAGUGGUGACUCUGUCCGAGGACCACACAUCCAUCCAUAUAAACAAAGUCAUCACCACCUAUGCCGCCAUUGACAGUGACACACUACAGACUGCGACCAACGUAAGGUACGCUAAAAUCAGUGAUGUUGACAACUGGUUGAUCAUUAACGAGAAAACAGCUGAAAUUCGGCUUAAUAAACUCCCUGAUCGAGAGUCCAAGUUCUUGAUCAAUGGAACAUAUUACGCCAAAAUUAUAUGCAUUAGUAAUGAGCUUCAGUCAAAGACCGCCACGGGGACCAUUGCUAUUCAGGUGGAGGACUAUAACGACCACUGCCCAAAAGUGACAACGACAAGUCACACCAUGUGCUACGGUGAUAAUGUCAUCUACGUCACCGCCAUGGACAAAGACGAAUUCCCUAAUUCAUCACCGUUUGAGUUCAGUGUGAUUUCUGGGAGCAGCAAAGGGAGGUGGACAGUGGAGCAUCUUAAUGGGACGACAGCACUACUGCGAGACCAAGCCUUCCUGUGGCCAGGGUUUUACCAAGUGGCUGUAGAGGUCAAGGACCAGCAGGGAAAGUCAUGUGCUGACAUGCAGAUGCUCGACAUCACCGUGUGCACAUGCCAUGAAAGCACUAAAGUCUGCCUGGACCGUAGCACAAAGCGUUCCAGUUUUAGCGUUGCAGGAAUUCUUCUUUUAUUGCUGGGCUUACUGCUACUACUGUUGGUGCCUCUUCUGCUGAUGUUCUGCCUGUGUGGAGGAGCUGGAGGAGACUUCAAAGCCAUUCCUUUUGAUACCAAACAGCAGCUCAUCUCCUACCACACUGAAGGCCAAGGAGAAGAUAGAGAAGUUCCUCUUCUCCAUACACCAGAUGGCGGAACAGUAACUGUCACCAAAGAUAUCAACACCCAUGAAGGAAAAGGAUACCUUGGGGGACUGGUAGAAUUGGGAGGGGCCGCAGGUGGUGCAGCAGCCCAUAAUAAUUUAUUUGUAACAAGUGAGAAUGUGCACCAGUACAACGAAUACAGCCAAUCUAAUGGACAAACAAGGUUGGGGUACAUAGAAGGGGGGAUGAUGACUGGACAAGAACAGUACAGAGGUGGCCCCUACGAUGGCCUGGCUCUAUCUGAUCACUUCUUGGAGGAAUACUAUUCAAGUAAAGCCAACUAUGCUGCCCAGCAGUCCCAACAAAAGGAUGCCGUGUUGGUCUACGACUACGAGGGCAGGGAGUCUCUGGCAGGUUCCGUGGGCUGCUGCAGCCUCCUGGAGAACGAUAACGACCUCUCAUUCCUUGAUGACCUUGGGCCUAAAUUUAAAACUCUCGCUGAGAUUUGCCAGGGAUCCACUAUGAUGAUGGAGUUUGGAAAAGAUGCGGUCCAUCCACCGCCCGCCAGGCCAGUGUCUCCUAUCAGGCCCUCCACUCACACCCAUGUCCAUACUCACACUGAAAGCAUUAAGGACAGGGAUCACGUUCGUGUUGACGGCAUCAACACAUCCAAUGUAACAUCUGGAAUGUCCACCCUUGUCCAGGAGAGGCAGAUGUCCAGCACAAGCCAGGGGUCAGCCACACUCUCUCGGGUCCAAGUCCAGGACAACAUUGUGAUUCCCAAUCAAGCCCUUGUGAUGCAACAGCCUGCAUUGUACUACGCUGCCACGCCCAUGUAUGUUGUGGAGCCCAAGCCACAAAUGGUACUUGUUGCAGGACAGCAGGGAGCAGGGCAAGCGGGUCAGGUUGGACUGACACAAGGUCUGGUUCAAGUUGGCGGCCUGCAAGGGUCUCAAAGUGUGAUGCUGGUCGAUGGGCAAGUUGGGCAGGUGGCACAAGGAACCUUACCCAGACAAGUCCUGCUGGUAGAAAGCGGGUCUUCAGGUGGAGGUGCACAGGUGGCCUUUGUCCAGACAGGUCAGGGAUCGAGUCAGGAAGGGUUGGAGGUCAGGGGUCAAAGUGUGCAGGCCAAGAGUUUUUCACUGGCUUCUCAGGAUUCCAAAGGGUCAAAGGAGGACUUUGUGCUGAAAGCCACACCCAAGUCCCAAAGCAGCCAGAGAGUUGUUGUUCAACGGAAGAAGGUCUCAGUCACAGAGAGGAAUAUAGAAUCUAGUUCGAGAGCUUAAAUAUAUAUAUAGAUAGAUAUACGUAUAUACCGUAUUUUCCGGACUAUAAGUCACACUUUUUUUCAUAGGUUGGCUGUUCCUGCGACUUAUACUCCAGAGCGACUUAUAAAUGAAAAAACUGUUAAUGUUACAUAAACACUGGACACCUUUUCUGUUCAUGUUUAUUUUUCGUGUAGCUGAAUAACAAUUGUGUUAGCAUAUCUUAUAUUCAGCCUGUUCUCUAUACAUUUAUUGUUAGGAAUUGCCUUCCAAGAGGACGUAAUGUCUGUUUUGGUCAAGUAGUUUAUAAAAUAAAUUACCCACAAAAAAUGUGACUUAUACCCCAGUGCAACUUUUGUAUGUUUUUUUCUACCUAAUUAUACAUUUUUGGCCUUGUGCGACUUAUACUCCGGAGCGACUUUUAGUCCAGAAAAUACGGUAUAUAGUAUAUAAAUUUUAUAGUAUUACUCUUUUUCCAAGCAAGGAGAUAAUUAUACAAAGAAGAAUCCUUUCCUGUCCUAAAAAGGCAUAUACAUGUACACACUUUUACAUUUAUGUGGCAUGGACAUGUCGUCCUUAUGUUUGCCUCUCAACACUACCACCUAAUGGUUUCCCAUUUUCCAUUUUGGUGGUUGUGGGGGCCACAUCCUGAUCACCAAGCCAAGUUCUUAAAGCUGGUUAGGAUAGGCAUUGCAUCUAUUGUCUUCUUGCAUUAAACAUGCUUAAAAUGAGAUAUCUAAAUACACUAAGUACACUUUUCUUAAACAAUUUACCAUAAAGAUAUGGUCAAAUUAAUUGUGUUUUUUUUCAUUUAUGUUUUAUAGAAUCACAUUACAAAAGUGAAGAAAGGACUUAAUUCACAGUCACAGUUUGGCACACAGUGAAAAGUCCUGAAUUAAAAUUUUACGAAAAGCCAAAAAAAAUCACUUCUGAAGUUUGGGACUUGAAAGUGGAUUUAAACAGGUGGAUAUUAGUCUAUGUCACAUACAAUUGGCAUAUAAUGUACAUAAACUAAUGUUAAAAUGUGGUAUUGACACGAACAUAAGGCAGCUCUUCUUUUCACAACGGUGUGUGUGAGUGACAGGGAGAAAAGCUCUGUUUGACACCUGUUGGUUUGCAUAUAUAAAUGUGUAUGUAGACCUACAAACACAGUCCAAAGGAAAGUCAUGUUUUUGUCUUAUAUUUGUGUCAAUACAGUAUAUAGAAAACAUGAAUGUGCUAAAUAAUAAUCAUGUUUAUAUUGGAUGCUGGUGUAUGGACAACAUCAUCAAUGUUUUUACUGUUUUUAAUGCGCUUACUAAAAAUACUGGAAUUAGACCUGGGGGUCAAAGCUUCAGCUUUGCAAUGUCUACUUAGUUUAGUUUAGUUUUAGACCAAAGUUGAUGUUUAUUGUGAUAUUGUGUUAAAUGAGCAGUUUGUCUUUUGAAAUAUUUGAACUUUUGUCAUGCCACGAACAGCUGACCUUGGAAGUUUUGAGGUUUAGUCAUAGUGCAACUAAUCAGGAAGUGCUGCUGCUUCCUGUGAAAGCUACUGUAUUAACAAAAACAAAAGCACUUUUUUAACCCUGUAAGACCUGCCAUUUUCUGACGUGGUCGUUGUAGUUGUCAGAAGUGCUGUACAAGAGUUGUGUGUUGUUUUCUUUUUUUUUUUUUUUUGCUUUUGAUACACUGAUAUUUCACAUUUAAAAGUUCUAACAUUGUGAAUGUACAUCGCAUCUCUUGCAUUAUUUUUGCUGCCGUAAUAAAAUGAAGUGGACAGCAAGCUGUAGUCUU
This is a messenger RNA of Doryrhamphus excisus (bluestripe pipefish), 5046 nucleotides long. Its product is annotated as desmoglein-2-like protein. Gene Ontology annotation, cellular component: desmosome; plasma membrane. Gene Ontology annotation, biological process: homophilic cell-cell adhesion. Gene Ontology annotation, molecular function: calcium ion binding. The record is from RefSeq and is a predicted model, not a curated record. Lineage: Eukaryota; Metazoa; Chordata; Actinopteri; Syngnathiformes; Syngnathidae.